AUGAAGGCUCUGCUUGUAUCUUUGUUGAGUCUUCAUCUGGUCAUGGGAAUAGGUCACUGGUGUGAACACAGAGUGGAAGAUAAACUGGAGAAGAUCAUCUCCCCUCGCCUGCAGCUUGAAGUGGCAUGCUCAGAGGUGUACCAGUCCAACACUCAAGGCUGGAGGCUGGAUGUAGACAGGAUGCGCCACACACAUGGGGGUGAUAAUGGCAUUGCUCUAUAUUAUAAAAGACAAGGACCCAAUGCUUCCUGCUACCUGUUCAAACCUGCAAACAUUGUGACUGAACGGGUGAACAGAACAGUAAGGGCCUGCUGUGAAGGCUGGUCUGGUCCUCACUGCUCAGAGGGUGUGAGUAUCCGUGGUCUGUGUUUCUCUACGUGGAGCUGUGAGGAAUUUCCCGGGAUUCAGAACUCCUCUCUGAUGCCUUUUGAGCAAUGCUGUGGCAGCCUGUGGGGACUUAGCUGGAAAAAUAUUUCUGACCAGACCUGCUUGUCCUGUUCCUACACCCUUUUGCCAGAUGCUCAGCCAUCACCCCUUUUUCACAGGGGUCUUCUUAGAAGCAUUCGAGAUCCCAAGGCCUCUGCCACUUGCAUGAGCUGGGGUGGGGCACAUUAUCGUUCCUUCGACAGAAAGCACUUCCAUUUCCAUGGUGGUUGCACCUAUGUGCUGGCCUCAUCCACUGAUGGGACCUGGGCUGUCUACAUUAGCACCGUGUGUGAUGGCAGAGGACACUGUAGCAAGGCAUUGAAGAUGAUGUUGGGACUUGACCUUGUGUCUGUUCAUAAGGGCAACCUAUCACUCAACAGUGUCCUGUUACAGCAGGGUGAACCUUUCUUUCAAAAUGGAGUGAGUAUUCACUGGCUGGGAGAUUUUGUGUUUGUUGAAAGUGGAUUUGGCAUCAGAGUGAAAUUCGACAUGGGGAACACUGUGUAUCUGACAGUUACAGGAGAACACUUUGCUGCUACUAGAGGCCUCUGUGGAUUAUACAACAAUAAUGCUGAUGAUGACUUCAUCAGUAGCACUGGAAGUCUAUCGCACUAUGCUGCCAGCUUUGGAAAUUCAUGGCGUGUUCCAAACCAAGAGCCAGAGGUAGACUGUAGCGAUGCAGCAGAGUUGGGCCACAGCUGUGAUGUUAUGGGUGACAUCAACUUGCGUAGAGCAGCAGAACUGGCAUGUCAUCAUCUCAAGGAGCAUCCCUUUUCACAGUGCCAUCAUCAAGUGGAUCCAGGUCCCUAUGUAGAUACCUGUCUAUAUGUGUACUGCAGUUUGGGGGCUAAUGAGAGAGAGGCAGCUGUGUGUGAUACACUUGCUAGCUAUGCCCGUGAAUGUGCCCAACAACAUAUCAUCCUCAGCUGGAGGGGCCCUGGUCUCUGUGAGCGAGUGUGUCCUGGGGGUCAGCUUUUCUCAGACUGCGUGUCUUCCUGUCCCCCCAGCUGCUCUUCGGCUCUUCCCCCAGCAUCGGGCCAGUGUCGGGAGGAGUGUGUUGGGGGUUGUGAGUGUCCUCCUGGGCUCUAUCUGCAUCAUGGCCAAUGCUUACGGAGGGAACACUGCCCCUGCUUCCAUAGGCGACACUCUUACCAGGAAGGAGACACCAUAAAACACAAGUGUAACACCUGUGUGUGUCAGGCAGGCCAGUGGCAGUGUUCUGCAGAAAGGUGUGCAGCUCAGUGCAGUAUUACAGGGACAAUGCAAAUCACUACUUUUGAUAAGAAGAGGUAUAACUUCCAGGCCGGUGACUGUCAGAUCACAGCCAUUGAGGACUUUGUGGAUAAGAAAAUUGCAGUGACCAUCAGAGGUGGGCAGUGUGUAAAGGGAGGUGGCAUGCGCUGCCCAUGGGAUACGACCAUCACUGCCCUCCAUACCACAGUGACCCUCACUAACAUGGGUUCUGUGAUGCUAAAUGGACAGCCAGAGUCUUUGCCAGUGUUAACAGCCGAUCUGGUUGUGCGGAGAUCAUCUUCAAGUUUCCUCAUGGUCCAUGUGUUUGGGGCUCAGCUGCUGUGGCACACUGAAGGCCCUCUGAUCCUCAUCACUCUGCAGCCAGGGUUUGCGCAUAAGGUGAGAGGCCUGUGUGGAACACUGACUUGGAAUCAACACGAUGACUUCACCACUCCAGAGGGUGACAUUGAGAACAGUGUGACCUCCUUUGUUGCAAAGUUCAGUCUUGGAUCAUGCUAUUUGCCCUCAGCAGUGAACUCAGACCCCUGUAACACCUACACCCAGCACAGAGAGUAUGCAGAGAGUGUCUGUGGUGUUAUCAACAGUCCCGUGUUUCAGAACUGUCAUGACGUGGUGGAGCGGGAGCCAUACAUGCGGCAGUGUCUGAGUGAGGUGUGUAGCUGCACCCCACACAUGCAGUGCCAGUGUACUGUCCUCACUGCCUAUGCUCAACAUUGUGCACAGGAGGGGGUGCUAGUGAGCUGGAGAAACCACACCUUCUGCCCAAUGCAGUGUUCUGGUGGACAGGUGUAUCAAGAGUGUGGCCAGCCAUGUGGAGGCUCAUGUACUGACUUACAGCAGAACUGGAGCUGCCAAGUGAAUGCAGGUGCUCGGAGCUGUGUACCAGGCUGCCAGUGUCCUGCAGGUCUGGCACAGGAUGACCAAGGCCAGUGUAUCCCGGUCAGCAUGUGUCCAUGUAGUCAUGCUGGAAUUGUCCAUCCACCAGGAAGUUCUGUGCAGAUCAACUGCAAUACCUGUGUGUGUGGACAUGGUGUGUGGAACUGUACUGAUCAUACCUGCCCUGAGGUUAAAGAGUGUCCAGGCUCUCUGGUCUUCUUCCCUCAAUCUUGUCUAAGGACCUGCUCUAGUCUGGACAAGGGGUCCUGUGCAGAGCCCAUCUAUGGCUGCGUCUGUCCUGAGGGAACCGUGCUCUUGGGUGAUCAGUGUGUGUCUCCUGAUGAAUGUCCAUGUCACCACAAUGGCAGGCUCUUCUUCACAAAUGAUACCAUUUCUAAAGACUGCAACACAUGUGUAUGUAAACAGCGUCGAUGGCACUGCACCCAGUCUUUAUGUGCUGGAAUAUGUAUAGCUACAGGUGACCCACAUUAUGUGACCUUUGAUGGACGCUGUUUCUCCUUCCUGGGAGACUGUGAGUACAUGCUGGUGCAGGAGAAAGAAGGCCUGUUCAGCGUAACUGCAGAGAAUGUACCCUGUGGCAGCACUGGGGUCACCUGCACCAAAUCUGUAACGCUAAGCAUUGGCAACACAGCCAUUCACCUGCUCAGGGGAAAGGCUGUGACAGUAAACGGCAGGCCUGUGACUCUUCCUAAGUCUUACUCAGGCAGUGGCUUAGUACUAGAGAACAUUGGUCUGUUUGUGUCUCUCUCAUCUCAACAUGGUGUUACGCUUCUUUGGGAUGGAGGGAUGCGUGUGUAUGUACGCUUGGAACCCCACUUGCGAGGCCGGGUUGGGGGUUUGUGUGGGAACUUUGAUGGAGACACAGAGAAUGACUUCACUACAAGGCAAGGCAUAGUGGAGUCCACACCGGAGCUGUUUGGGAACUCCUGGAAGGUUAGCCCAUCCUGCCCGGAUGUCUCUGAGCAAGACCUGCUUGAUCCCUGCAACAUUAAUCCUCACAGAGUAAGCUGGGCAAAGAAGAAGUGUGCAGUGAUUACCCAAGAGCUAUUUGCCUCAUGUCAUGCUGAAGUGCCACACCAGCAGUACUACGAUUGGUGUGUCUUUGACGCCUGUGGCUGUGAUUCAGGAGGAGACUGUGAGUGUCUUUGCACAGCCAUCGCUGCCUACGCUGAGGAGUGCAACCGUAGAGGAGUUUACAUUCGCUGGAGAUCUCAAGAGCUUUGCCCCCUGCAGUGUGAUGAUGGUUUGGUUUAUGAAGCCUGUGGUUCUGCUUGUUCUGAAGUCUGUCCUGGCACAUCUCCUCAUGCUGACUCUCACUGCAGCGCUCUAUCCUGUGUGGAGGGCUGCUUUUGCCCUCAGGGCACCAUCCGCCAUGGCGACAGCUGUAUUUCCCCCUCCGAGUGCCCAUGUGAGUGGGAUGGCUCACUGUUUCCUCCUGGAGCUGCUGUAACUCAACACUGUCAGAACUGCUCAUGUUUGAACAGUACCUGGCACUGCACUGGCCCUGUAUGUCCUCCCACUGUUCCCUGUCUGGAUUCAGAGUUCCAGUGUAGCGGUGGUUCUCGUCGCUGUAUUCCCUCUCUCUGGCUCUGUGAUAAUGAAGAUGACUGUGGAGAUGGAUCAGAUGAACUUUGUCCCACCACCUGUCCUCCUGAGCAGUUCCACUGCUCUGGAGGAGCCUGUUUACCCCUGGAGCUGCGCUGUGAUGGCCAUCCUGACUGUGCUGAUCAAUCUGAUGAGGAGUUCUGUGCUCCGGUUACAGAAGUCCCAGGGUGUGUUUCUGGGGAGUUCCGUUGCACUAAUGGACUCUGUCUGUCUGCCGCUAAAGUGUGUGAUGGAAGACUGGACUGUGGGUUUGCUGAUGACUCAGAUGAGCGAGAUUGUGGAGUGGUAUGUGCUGAAGAGGAGUUCCGUUGUUCAGCUGGACGCUGCAUUCUCUAUCUGCAUCGUUGUGAUGGUCAUGACGACUGUGGAGACUUUAGCGAUGAGCGUGGGUGUGUUUGUGCUCCGGGAGAGUUCCAGUGCCCUGGUGAUCAGUGUGUACCUGCACAGAAAGUGUGUGAUGGCCAUAAGGACUGUCCAUCUGGGAUUGAUGAAGUUAUUUGUCCUGUUAAAGAGUGUAAUCAGUAUGAGUUUGGGUGUGCGAAUGGUCAGUGUGUGCCGCUGGCUUGGCGUUGUGAUGAUGAAACAGACUGUCUGGAUGGAAGUGAUGAACAGCAGUGUGCACGUCCUUGUAGACCUGACCAGGUCUCCUGUCAAAGUGGAGACCAGUGUGUCCAGCACAUGCAUUUGUGUGACGGGACACCACACUGCCGGGAUGCCUCUGAUGAAAGCAUGGACAAUUGUGGAAAGCCCAGUAUUUCUCCACUGCCCCCUGGUGGCAGGAACACUACUCACAUCUGUCCUGAGUUCACCUGCUUGGAUGGAUCCUGUGUCUCUUUUAAAUCAGUAUGUAACGGAGUAGCAGACUGCCCUAAUGCUGUAAGCCCCUCAGAUGAACAAGACUGUCGGAGUUGGGGCCCAUGGGGACCCUGGAGUCCCUGCAGCCAAUCCUGUGGCUCUGGCAUUAUGAGCAGAUACAGACACUGCCCUGUGGGGGACAUGCUCACACACUGCAGGGGAGAUGAUACACAGAGACAGCAGUGUUACUCCACAGCUUGUCCUGUUGAUGGACAUUGGUCAGCGUGGACGACAUGGUCGAACUGCUCGAAAGGUUGCGGUGGAGUGGAGAUCCGCAAAAGAGUGUGUGUUCCACCACAGAACGGAGGCCGAGCAUGCACUGAGCUGCCAGGAGACACAGCCCUGAGCACUGAGAUCAAGCCGUGUCCUCAGGAUGCCUGUGCUAAUGUUUCCUGCCCUGCUGGUCUGGUUUCACACACUUGUGCUCCUUGUCCUUUGACUUGUGCUCAUAUAUCAAGUGAUGCAUCCUGUGAUCCCAGUGCUGAGUGUUUCACAGGUUGCUGGUGCCCAGAAGGGAAAGUGAUGAACCACAUGCAGCAGUGUGUGCUACCGGAAGAGUGUGUGUGUGAGGUGUCAGGGGUGCGGUACUGGCCGGGGCAGCAGGUCAAGAUGGGCUGUGAGAUUUGUAGGUGUGAGAGAGGAAGACCACAGCACUGUCAAGCCAACCCAGAGUGUUCAGUCCACUGUGGUUGGUCAUCCUGGUCCCCAUGGGGUGAGUGUUUGGGUCCAUGUGGUGUCCAGAGUGUCCAGUGGUCUUUUCGCAGCCCAAAUAACCCCUCCAAACAUGGCAGCGGUAGACAGUGCCGUGGUAUUUACCGGAAAGCCAGACGCUGUAAGACAGAGCUGUGCGAAGAGUGUGAGUAUCAGGGACACACCUAUGCAGUGGGUGAUCGCUGGAAAGGAAGUAAUUGUCAACUUUGCCACUGUUUAUCCAACCUUAAAGUGCAGUGUGCCCCUUUCUGCCCGUACGCUACCACUGGCUGCCCACAGGUGUGUAUGUGUGUGUGUUGCUAUUGUGUUUUAGCUCAAAAUGUCAGUAUCAUCCCAACAACCCCAGCAGUUCUGCCGAUCACUGUUGAGCCCUCCAGUGCACCCGAGGUCACACCAUUUGUGCCAACGUUUCCUCUCCCACCUGGAGAUGAGUGUUGGUCUCCUCUGGUAGUGCAGUCUCUGCCUACCUCCAGUUUCAGUGCAUCAUCACAACAGCCUGGUCAUCCAGCCUCUGCAGGGCGCCUCCACUUUCAUGACCCUCACAGUGACCUACAGGGCUGGAGCCCUGAACCUGAGGAGUACAGGGAGCUCCCACCAUCUUCCCCCCAUGGCCAUACACACAACAGCCAGGCUCCUUACCUGCAGAUUGACCUACUCAGACCAUACAACAUCACAGGAUUGCUUACUCAAGGUGGUGGACAGUUCGACACUUUUGUGUCCAGUUUCUACCUGCAGUUUAGCACUAACGGCAGCCAGUGGUUCACCUACCAAGACCUCAUCACAGACGGUCGCCCUACAGCCAAGGUGUUCCUGGGUAACCAUGAUGAUCGAAGUGUGAUGCAGAACAGACUAGACAGGAUGGUGUUAGCUCGGUUUGUAAGGGUGCUGCCGCACGACUUCCAGAAUGGCAUUUAUCUGCGAGUGGAAUUGAUGGGGUGUGAAGAUGGCACUCAACCGUCUCCUACGCCGACCUCUAAAGGCUGUCCCAGGGGUCAGUUCGCAUGCCCUCCUCCAGGGGGUUGUAUUGAGGCUACAGAGCACUGUGAUGGGGUUCCUCAGUGUCCGGAUGGAGCUGAUGAGAGAGGCUGUGGCUCUGAAACGAAUCACACCCAUGUCACACCUAUCCCUGUUCCACUCAGGACGCCCAAUAUGGCUGCUGUCACAUCAUCAGAUCAUCACGAAGAGCGGCUACGGUUUGUGUUUUCUUCAUCUUUAGGCACAGCUUCCACUCCAGGAUUACCAGGUUUAUGGAAUCACACUGUAACAUCAGGAAUUCCUGGAUACCAAAACUACACGUCAGGCUCUCCAGGACUACACACCAAGACUCCACAAGAUGGCCGUCCAGGAGUGGCGAGUGUUUCACCUAUUGCUACUGGAUUGUGGAACAUAACGACACCUCAUGACGAUGGUUUACCCAAAGUACUGUGUGUAGAAGGCCAGUUUUCCUGCAAAAGCUUUGGCUGUGUGGAUGCAACACUUGUGUGUGAUGGAAGAAAGGAUUGCCCAGACGGCUCAGAUGAACAUAGUUGUGGUUCCUCCACACUCCCUCCACUAACAUCAACACGUCACCCUUUGGUACCCAGUCCCUGCUCUGCCAAGCAGUUCACUUGCAGCAGUGGAGAGUGCGUGCAUCUGGAUAAGAAGUGUGACCUCCACAAAGACUGUGCUGAUGGCUCAGACGAGAGAAACUGUGUGGACUGUGUGAUGUCUGCAUGGACAGCAUGGAGUCAGUGCAGUGUGUCAUGUGGUCUGGGUUCUCUGUUCCGGCAACGUAAGAUUCUGAGAGAGGCUCGGCCCGGGGGCUCCUGUGGGGGCGCACAGUUCGACAGCAGAGCCUGCUUCCUCCAGGCCUGUCCUGUGGAUGGACAGUGGGCUGAGUGGAGUGAGUGGUCAGAAUGUGAUGCUGAAUGCGGUGGUGGCCUGAAGAUAAGGAGCAGAUCUUGUACAAACCCUCCACCCAAAAACGGAGGGAAAGCGUGUGAGGGGAUGACUAUGCAGACUCAGAGCUGCAACACACACCGAUGUGGAACUGGCACAGAAUCACAGACAGGCUGCACUAAUGGCAUGGUGCAGGUGACAGACGCAGAUUGUGCGGCGGGUAGAAUGGAGUCGUGCCCUUUGACCUGCUCAGACCUUAGUUCUGAGAGUAAUUGUUCUUCCCACUGUAUAACAGGGUGUCGGUGUCCAGUUGGUUUAUUCCUUCAAGAUGGCCGAUGUGUCAAUGUGAGCAAAUGUACUUGCUUAUGGGAAGGGUCAGUGCUUCAGCCAGGGGAAGAGGUCAUCAGAGACAACUGUACAUUUUGCAUGUGUCGAGAUGGUCAUGUCUCUUGUGACAACUCGAGCUGUAUCCCCAAAUGUGACUGGUCAGCCUGGUCCUCAUGGACCUCAUGUGACAGCAGCUGUGGAAUCGGCAUACAACAACGCUUUAGGUCAGUUCUGAGUCCUUCUGAAGCAGUGAAUGUAGAACCAUGUGACGGAGAUUCUACAGAGGCACGGCAAUGCUACACACCCUGCCCACCAGGAGCUCCAUGGACUGAGUGGUCUUCAUGGUCUGAGUGCAGUAAGACAUGUUUCUAUCAUGUGGAUGCUGUGGGACUGAGACGCCGCUUUAGGAACUGUAACUAUACUGACUUUGCCGCCUGCUUUGGUGAUGGAGAAGAGCAUGAGCCCUGUAACACAUUACACUGUCCAGUACAUGGGGGUUGGUCAACAUGGUCUGCAUGGUCUGAGUGCUCGUCUGACUGUGAUACUGGGGUUCAGACUCGAGAACGUUUCUGUAGUUCUCCUCCCCCUCUGUACGGAGGCAGCAGCUGUGUGGGACCUCAAAUACAGACCAGAGACUGCAAUUCUCAGCCCUGCACAGAUGUGUGUCCAAUUGGUAUGAGUUACUUGACUAAAGAGCAGUGCCAGGCGCAGGGAGGAGCAUGUCCACGUGUGUGCCUUGAUGCUUUGCCUUCAGUGGAGUGUGCCACAGAGUGCUAUGAUGGUUGCUACUGCUCUCCGGGUCACUACCUGUUUAACAACUCCUGUGUGCUUCUCAGCCACUGCCCCUGCUACCACCAGGGGGUGCUCUAUACACAGAGUUCCAGCAUCCCAUAUGAUGCCUGCAACAACUGCACUUGCAUUCAUGGAGAGAUGCAGUGUGGCACAGCUCCCUGCCCUGUUGAUUGCGGUUGGAGUGAGUGGACGUCCUGGAGUGCAUGCAGCAGGACGUGUGAUGUUGGUGUCAGGAGGAGGUACCGCUCAGGCACCAAUCCUCUGCCAACAUUUGGGGGCCUUCCUUGUGUCGGUGACCGUGCUGAGCUGGACACAUGUAGCAUCUAUCCUUGUAGUGGCGUGAAGGGCCCAUGGAGUGCAUGGUCUGAGUGCUCAGUGACCUGUGGUGGUGGAUACAGGAGCAGAACCCGAGGUCCAAUCAGAUCUCACGGCACACCGCAGCAGUUUAGUGCCUGCAACCUGCACCCUUGCAGUGGUGGCAGUGGCUGUGCUGGUGGUCAGGAGUGGACAGCAUGUGUGAGAGAGGUGCUGCUCUGCUCUGAUCUGGCAACGGAGGCUGAUGUGAACUCCACCUGUUCACCAGGAUGUCAAUGCCCACAGGGUUCUGCACUACAGGAUGGGAGGUGUGUGUCUUUGCCUCUGUGUCGCUGUGAUGUAGAUGGUGAACAGUAUGAGCCUGGAGCUGUGGUCAAUAAAGACUGCAACAAUUGCACUUGUGAUUCAGGGAGACUGGUAAACUGCACCCAAUUAGAUUGCAAUGUGGAUGGUGGCUGGUCAGCCUGGACUCCUUGGAGUGUGUGUUCAGUGUCUUGUGGUGCCGGCUUGCAGUCACGCUAUCGGUUUUGCUCCAAUCCUAAGCCGGCCGGUGCUGGACUACCCUGCCUUGGCCCAGACCGCCAGGAUCAAGCGUGUGUUCAGACAGCAUGCAGCCGUGACGGUGGAUGGAGCGAGUGGACGUCCUGGACAGAGUGUUCCAAGUCAUGUGGAGGGGGUGUGCGCAGCCGCCGGCGUGAAUGUGACAGCCCGACCACUGAGGGAGACGGAGACUUCUGCGAGGGCCUAAAAACCGAGCUUGUGGCCUGUAACAUAGAGCACUGUCCAGUGACUCAGUGCUCAGACAUUUCUGGCUCUGUGUUCAGUAGCUGUGGACCCUCGUGUCCCCGCACCUGUGAUGAACUGACUCACUGUGAGUGGCGUUGUGAACCUGGCUGUUACUGCAUUGAUGAGAAAGUGUUGAAUGUUAAUGGUACAGCGUGUGUAGAGAGAGAGCAGUGUCCCUGUCUGGACCUGACCAGUGGCCAGCGCAUCGAGCCUGGAGAGACAGUCCUCACUCCUGAUGGCUGCAACAACUGUACCUGUGAUGGAGGACAGCUCACUUGUAGCAACAACCCAUGUCCAGUGGAUGGAGCCUGGUGUGAGUGGUCCAGCUGGACUCCGUGCUCUAAGACAUGUGGUGCUGAGUGGGUCUCUCGCUACAGGAGCUGUGCUUGUCCUGUUCCAGUGGCAGGCGGGGCAGCGUGUCCAGGCCAGCAAGAGGAGCACCAGGGCCUCGGAGUGCAGAUUGAAAGACAGCCUUGUCCUUCAGUCACUUUUUGCCCAGUCCAUGGUUCAUGGGGAUUGUGGAGUGAAUGGUCAGAGUGUGAUGCAUGUGUGGGUGUGUCUGUCAGGAAGAGAGAGUGUAACAGCCCCCCUGCGAGAUUCGGAGGUCUGCCGUGCCACGGCGAGUCCCUCCAGAGUCAUGGUUGCCAUGACAACCAAACCAUCUGUUCAGACUGUGGGGGCGGACAGGAGGAGUGGCCUUGUGGGAAGCCGUGCCCUCGCUCAUGUGAAGAUCUCCAUGGUGGUACUGAGUGUAUAGACCCAUCAGGGUGCAGUCCAACCUGUGGUUGCCUGGGUGAAAUGGUCCUGCAGGAUGGCGUGUGUGUGGAGAGAGAAGAGUGCCGGUGUAAAUUCCGCAACAGCACUACUGAUUUAAACAUCACAAAUACUGCAUGGGAAUGGCCAGGGAGGACAGACUGGCAAUAUGCAAAUUCAGGAGAGAGCAUCAUCACAGACUGCAGCAACUGCACGUGUGAAGCUGGUGUCUUACACUGUGACUCAUUUCCUGGUUGUAUUGUUGACGGUGGGUGGAGCCAGUGGGGACCGUGGUCAGAGUGUUCAGCCCCAUGUGGGGGAGGAGAACAGAGACGCACUCGUUCUUGCCACAUUCCUCCAUGCAGCGGCAUGACGCGCCAGAGCAAGACUUGUAACACACAAGUGUGCCUGGAGGUGGGCUGUCCUCCAGGUCGUCUGUACCGGGAGUGUGAGCAAGGUGAGGGUUGUCCAUUCAACUGUGCUCAGUUCAGUGGGCUCGAAGGCUGUUACUCCGAGGGUUGUGAGGAAGGAUGUCACUGUCCACCCAGCACCUACCAGCACCAUGGAGCCUGCCUACAGGAGUGUCCAUGCCUAGUGGACAGUGAGCUCCUGGCUUCACUUCAAGGAGUGUCUGUGACUCCAGAGUUGACCCCAGACCUCGACAACAUUACCAUGGGAACAGAGCUCAGGUCUGGAGAAGAGCUGAUGCAUGAGUGUAGCUCCUGUGUGUGUGAGCGCGGCCUCUGGAACUGCUCUCUAGUGCCCUGUCCUCGUGAUGGUGGUCUGAGUUCUUGGGGUCCCUGGAGUUCCUGUUCACUCAGCUGUGGUGGUUUGGGGCAGAAAGUGCGCAACAGGAGCUGCACUAAUCCAAGCCCUGCUUAUGGAGGUCAAGACUGUGUGGGAGACCUGCAGGAGACAGCGUAUUGCCAGACCCCAGACUGUCCAGUGGUUGUGCAUCCAACAGGUGAACCUCCAUUAUCAGAUGAGGACAUGGGGUUCUCCCAGUGGACAUCAUGGAGUUCUUGUUCUCAAUCUUGCAAUGAAGCAGGUCACCCUGCACUCAAGUUUCGUCAGAGAGAGUGUCUCAUUGCACCCUGCUCAGGACAAAACAGACAACGGAAAGUCUGCAACCUCCCUCAGUGUCCUGAUGGUGGAGUAUGUGUCAAUGAGACAUGUGUCCAUAGAAACUGCUCAUGGACGGAGUGGGGAGAGUGGAGUGUAUGUUCACGCUCCUGUGGCGUUGGUCAGCAGCAGCGCUUCCGCAGCUUCAUCGCCCCUGGGAUUAAUGGAACCUGGUGUUCAGGCAUCAUCGAUGGCAAUGUAGAGAACCGCUUCUGCAACAUACGUGCCUGCCGUGUGGAUGGGAGCUGGUCUCGCUGGAGUCCAUGGUCACACUGUGAUAAGUCAUGUGGGGGUGGUCGUUCUAUUCGCACUCGUUCCUGCUCCAGCCCACCACCCAAAAAUGGAGGACUCAAAUGUCUUGGAGAGAAGAUCCAGGUCAAACCCUGCAACACUAAACCAUGUGACGAGCAUAGAUGCCCAAUAGGUCAGGAGUUUGUACCCUGUGCCAAUGAGUGCCCUCAGCGUUGCUCCGACCUACAGCAAGACAUUCAGUGCCAUGACAGUAUUGAGUGCCAGCCAGGCUGCCGCUGCCCUCAGGGUGAGCUGGAGCAGGAUGGGGUGUGUGUGAAGUUGUGGCAGUGUGACUGCAUAGAUGCACUCGGGCAAAGCUGGGCUGCAGGCAGUCAGCACCAAGUUGACUGCAACAACUGCAGCUGCGCAGACGGUGUGCUCUCCUGUACCAACUACACCUGUGCAGGAAAGAGCAGCUGCUCCUGGAGCAUGUGGUCCAGCUGGGCCUCCUGCAGUGUUACCUGUGAGGCAGGACAGAGAACACGCUUCAGGUCACUGAUUCCCGAGACUCCAGAUGCCGACUGUCAGUUUGAGGAAGUUCAACACAAGCCAUGUGAUUCAGGUCCCUGCCCACCACUCUGUCUCCAUGACAACCAGUCACUGUCUGUUGGUGACACAUGGUUAGAAGGGGAAUGUAAACAAUGCACAUGUAUUCCUGAAGGAGAAUAUUGCCAGGAUAUUUACUGCCGAGUGGAUGGAGGCUGGACUCCAUGGUCGGUCUGGUCUGACUGUUCUGCGACAUGUGGUCGAGGAAAUCGGAUCCGCACUCGGGCCUGUAUUAACCCUCCACCACGAAACAAUGGCACACACUGUCCUGGGACAGAGAGAGAGACGCAGCACUGCCACAUUGCUCCCUGCAUCGAUGAUCUGUGUCCAUGGUCCCGCUGGUCUUCAUGCUCACGGAGCUGUGGUGCAGGAGUGGUGUCCAGGCGUAGGCACUGUUUGUGUGAAGAAGCAGGUGAUCACGCCUGUCCCAUUUCCACAGAGACAGAAAGACACAGAGAGGAGACUCGUCUGUGCUACAAGCGGCCAUGCCCAGACUGUCCCCUGUCUGAGUGGAGUGAGUGGACAGGCUGUUCCUGUGUGUCUCAGUGGCAGCAACGCUAUCGUGUGCCACUGUCUUUGGCCACUAGGGGGCAGAAUUGCACAGAGAUUAAGAAGGAGAGCAGAGCCUGCAAACCUCAGGACUGCCAGGAAUGUAUGGAACCAUUCCAGCCAGACUGUGGUUCUCCAUGUGAGAAGCAGUGUGCAUUACAAGGGCAGGUGGACGCAUGUGAGGGGCAGUCGGGGUGUACAGACGGCUGCUACUGUCCUCAGGGUCUACUGCAACAGAAUGGGACAUGUGUACCUCCAGAACAGUGUGGCUGUAUUCACCUCGUCCAGCAGGACAAGGGCUCACCUGUUCCUGUCCUUGUCCCACAGGGUGAGGUGCUCAAUAUAGACUGCAGCACAUGUUUAUGCUAUAAUGGGUCUUUGCAGUGUGAUACUCGAGAAUGUGAAGUGUCACUCAGUGAGUGGUCAGAGUGGACCCCCUGUUCUCCAUGUGUUUAUGCCUCCUCACUCCUCCACUCUGACUCUGCCAUGGGUGAUGGUGGAGACAUGAGUGGAAUGCCUGAAACAGCUCUGGUGUCAGUGCAGAGGCGCUACCGAGCAUGUCUGGAUGUGGACUCUGGGUUACCUGUCAGUGAUGGAGAAGGGGAGUGCUCCAAACCCCUGCAGGAGGAGAGGAUCUGCCCCCAACCUGAUAUCUGCAAAGACCCAUGCCAGUGGAGUGUGUGGGGGCCGUGGAGUGUGUGUCAGGAGCCAUGUAGUGGAGGAUUCCGCCAGCGUGAGCGAACAGCCCUGGCAACAACCCUCGGACCACAAUGUACAAGACGGCAGAGCCAAUCACAGAACUGCAACACUGGCCUCUGUCCAAGUGAGCGCUGUGAAGACAGGGGGCGGGUCUACGAGGCGUCCUGUGCUAACCAGUGUCCUCGUAGCUGUGCUGACCUGUGGGAGCAUGUGCAGUGUCUCCAGGGAGUCUGUCAGCCAGGUUGUAGGUGUCCUGACGGAUGGUUGCUGCAGGACAGCGAGUGUGUGAGAGUGUCAGCAUGUCGCUGUGGGCUUCCUAUAGAGAGCGGCACACUCGAGAUUACACCUGGACAGAAUGUCACAGUCGAGUGCAACGCCUGUGUGUGUGUGAAUGGGUCACUGAUGUGUACGGACCGGCCCUGUCCAAUGUAUGGAGCAUGGAGUUCCUGGAGUGAGUGCUCAGUGUCAUGUGGGACAGGACAAAGGACACGAACACGUACCUGCAAACACACACCUGGUGGCCCUAGCUGUAUAGAGACCAUUCAGAGCCAAAACUGCACUCUGCUUGCAUGUCCAGCUGACUGUGUGCUGAGUGAGUGGUCCUCCUGGAGUGAGUGCAGCGCCUCCUGUGGUGGAGGAGUGUCAGUGCGCAGGAAGGCUCUUCAACAGAAGUCUGAACCUGGAGGACUGCCCUGCUUGACUCCUAUUGAGCAGCACACUGCCUGCAACACCAACAGCUGCCUGCCUGAGUGUCCUCCAGAUCAGGUGUUCAGUCUAUGUGCAGACUCAUGCCCAUUUUCCUGCCAGGAUCUGUGGCCUGAGAACCAGUGUGUGCCGGGACCCUGCAACCCAGGCUGCUCCUGCCCCCCUACCAUGGUUAUGCUUAAUGGAUCAUGCAUGCCCUUCUCUGAGUGCCCUUGUUCCCCACUGUCUCUGCCACUGGAGUUAGCCAAUGUCACACUGGACCCCCUGCAGGAAGAGUUUCCACCUGGAACCAUUAUACCACAUCUCUGCAAUGCCUGUGUGUGUGAAAAUGGAGUAUUCAACUGUACGGAAGAGUCAUGUAAUGUGGACUGUGAAUGGAGCAGCUGGUCCGAGUGGAGUUCGUGUUCAGUGUCGUGUGGCCAUGGAGUGCAGAGCUCAAGUCACUUUAUAGUGCAGCCCAGGCAGUAUGGAGGACGUGAGUGUGAAGGCCCCGGUCACAGGAGCAGAGUGUGUACAGGACCUGAUUGUGUGUGUCCAGAGGGAGAGCGUUGGAGACGGAGCACAUCUGAGUCAGAGCGUGUGUGUGACAGAGGGUGUGUGGACAUGUACAGCGCUGAACCACUGAACUGCACUGAAGCAAGCAGGCUCUCUGAGGGCUGCGUGUGUGAGGAAGGGCGCUAUCGUGAUGCAAAGGGCCGGUGUGUGAUUCCUGCUCUCUGUCAGUGUGAGGGGGAGGACGGCACACUGCAAGAGCCUGGCUCUGAGUGGGAAGAAGCAUGCCAAACUUGUCGCUGUGUAAAUGGCCUAAAGCAGUGUAAAGCCAGCUGUCCUCCACUUCUGUGUGACGCGAGUGAAGUCAAAGUGCUGGAGGAUGGACAGUGUUGCCCUGUCUGCAGGAAACUGUACACUGAAGAGCCGCUCUCUCAGUGUCACCGCCACACUGAGAUCAGGAACAUCACAAAGGGCGAUUGCCACCUGGACAAUGUGGAGGUCAGCUUCUGCAGGGGGCACUGUUUGUCUGGAACUGAUGUCAUUCUAGAGGAGCCCUACCUACAAGCAAUGUGUGACUGCUGCAGUUACAGGCUGGACCCUCAGACUCCUGUGCGCUUCCUCAGCCUGCACUGUUCUAGUGGAGAAAAAGAGCCUGUGGUGCUGCCCAUCAUACAGAGUUGCGAAUGUACCAGCUGUCAGGGAGGAGAUCUGGCCAAACGUUAAACACUUUUGGAGGAAGUGACAGCUUGGGAAAAGAAAGAAGUGAAUCUUUUGAACACCUCCAGUAUAUUUUGAAGUAGCUUGUAGUCAUUAUAUGACUGAAUACUUUUUAUAGAGUACUUUCUGAAGCUCUCAGA
Messenger RNA from Neoarius graeffei (lesser salmon catfish), 15860 nucleotides. RefSeq names its product SCO-spondin (gene sspo). Bases 1 to 15726 code for a protein of 5241 amino acids. Gene Ontology annotation, cellular component: extracellular matrix. NCBI's taxonomy places the organism in Eukaryota, Metazoa, Chordata, Actinopteri, Siluriformes, Ariidae. Gene Ontology annotation, molecular function: protein binding. The record is from RefSeq and is a predicted model, not a curated record. The transcript is spliced from 105 exons.